Zophobas morio is the source of this 726-nucleotide messenger RNA. RefSeq names its product 18S rRNA aminocarboxypropyltransferase. The record is from RefSeq and is a predicted model, not a curated record. NCBI's taxonomy places the organism in Eukaryota, Metazoa, Arthropoda, Insecta, Coleoptera, Tenebrionidae. Gene Ontology annotation, biological process: maturation of SSU-rRNA. Gene Ontology annotation, molecular function: rRNA small subunit aminocarboxypropyltransferase activity. The transcript has 3 exons. Bases 5 to 670 code for a protein of 221 amino acids.
AAACAUGUCGAAUCUAGAGGAAAACAUUGAAAAUCUAGCUCUAGAUAGUUCAUCUAGCGACGAUGACACCUCCAGCAGCGACGAAGAAGUCACCUUCUCGGUGGCGAUGUGGGACUUUAAUCAGUGCGACCCCAAAAAGUGCUCCGGCCGAAAACUGGCCCGUUUAAAACUGGUCAAAACCCUCAAAAUAAAACAAAAAUUCCCUGGACUGGUGCUCACUCCGACUGGUACUAAGUGUGUGAGUCCUUCAGACCGCGAUAUAGUUGCAACUAAAGGGAUAGCAGUGGUUGAUUGUUCGUGGGCUAGGAUAGAUGAUACCCCCAUCGCAGCCCUGAAACCCCAACACGGGCGCUUGUUACCGUUUUUGGUGGCCGCCAACCCCAUUAAUUACGGGCGCCCGUGUCAACUGAGUUGUGUGGAGGCAAUCGCUGCGACCAUGUACAUUACAGGAUAUAAAAAAUUGGCGAAACAAUAUCUGGACAAGUUUUCGUGGGGGCACUCGUUUCUGGAAUUAAAUGGGGGCAUCCUGGACCGAUAUUCCAAUUGUAGCGAUAGUCAGUCGGUGGUUGCCGAACAAAAUAAAUAUAUUGAAGAGGAGCAACGGCAACAGGAGCUGGAUAAACAAGCCCCCCGAGACUUCCCCAGCUCCAGUGAAAGCGACUCAGAUUAAACCACUUUAUUAUAAAAAUUUAAUACUUAAACUUAAUAAAAAUUACGACGCAUUCA